Sorex fumeus (smoky shrew) is the source of this 836-nucleotide messenger RNA. RefSeq names its product ribonuclease 7-like. The coding region runs from base 55 to 558 and encodes 167 amino acids. Gene Ontology annotation, molecular function: RNA nuclease activity; nucleic acid binding. The transcript is spliced from 2 exons. The record is from RefSeq and is a predicted model, not a curated record. Gene Ontology annotation, biological process: defense response to Gram-negative bacterium; defense response to Gram-positive bacterium; defense response to fungus. NCBI's taxonomy places the organism in Eukaryota, Metazoa, Chordata, Mammalia, Eulipotyphla, Soricidae.
UCUUACCUGUGGACCACAUCUCUGUUACCUGAAUGCUCACAUUGUGUCAACGAAAUGGAAAAAAAUAACACCGAAGAUGUUGAUGGAGAGAUGGCACCAGCCAGAACACUAUUCUGUCCCCUGCUGCUGCUUCUGCUGGCACUGUGGGUGUCCGAGCACCCCAUCAGCGCCAAGCCCAAGGACAUGACCUCAGCUCAGUGGUUUGAAACUCAGCACGUGCAGCUGAGCUCAAAGAGAUGCGAUGUAGCCAUGAAAUCCAUCAACCAGGACAAGAAACGCUGCAAGAACCUCAACACCUUCCUACAUGAACCCUUCUCCAGCGUGGCCAAAACCUGUCAGACCCCCAACCUAACCUGCAAGAAUGGACGGGAUAACUGUCACCAGAGCCCCGAGCCAGUGUCCAUGACCAGUUGUAAGCACAUCUCUGGAAAGUACCCUGAUUGCAAAUACAAAGAGGAGAAAACGAAAGCAUCCUUCAUCAUCGCCUGCGAUCCUCCCCAAGCAAAGGAUGAUCAGAAUUAUCAGCUGGUUCCUGUGCACUUGGAUAAAGUCAUCUAAGGCCGAGUGGUUUUCACACACAGCCCCACCCCCGCAAACUCCUGUUGCUGCUGCUGGUACUGCAUUUCCUCUCUUAACGAAUCCUUCCCUUCUCUACAAAUACCACUUCCCACCCACACAGCCUUAAUUCCACAUACUCUUAAUUCCAGAGGGGAUUUUAUGAAUGCUCCAAGAAUGAUAAGAAAUAGGAGGAGGGUUUCUGUUGCCUUGUGGUCUCUCAGACACAAAGGAUCUUGGCAAGUGGGGCUGCAGGUUUGGUGGGCUUGAUGGCAGGUAUA